AUGGCGUAUGAAGACCUGGUUUGCUUUAGAGAUAUUAGACCUAACGCUCCCCACCACUACCUGGUGGUGCCGGUGGAGCACAUGGGAAACUGCAAAACACUGAAGACAGAACACAUACCUGUAGUGAAGAGAAUGAUGGAAGUUGGAAAAGCUGUUCUCCAGAAAAAUAAUUUUAGUGACUUGAGUAAUGUAAGAAUGGGUUUUCACUGGCCUCCGUUCUGCUCGAUAUCACACUUGCAUCUUCACGUCCUGGCCCCAGCCAGUCAGCUAGGAUUCUUAUCCAGACUUAUCUACAGAAUCAAUUCCUACUGGUUUAUCACGGCUGAACAACUGAUUGAGCGACUGCAAACUGAAAAUGCUGCCAGCUGAAAGCCCUCUUAGCCUUGUGUCACAAGCUGGUUUGUUCCUUGAACUCUGAUUUAAGGUUGUACAGUUCAAUGUUGCCAGUAAUAUACCAGGAUAAAAAAAGCUUUAGUUCCUUAUGAGGAAAUGCACACAGAAUCUGUAGCUGCCAACCUAAUUCUCCCAUUUGGAUACUUAAGUCUGUAUGUUUCUCUGACAAUAAGGUGAGGUGUUUUAAUUAUAAUUUAGUUAAUUUAGUAUUUUUGUGUGUGCGUGUGUGUGUGUGUAUAUAUAUAUAUACACACAUAACACAUACGCACGCAUACGUACACAUGCAGAGAACUUUUCCUAGUAAAAGGCGGGGUAUAGCAGCAGAAUGUAUUGCAGCUAAGGCAACAAGUUAAUACUAACAACAUGAUGUGGUACCAAAGGGAGUAUUUGCUGCAGAAUCAAGCUUUUAUUUCAAAGAUAUAUUGUUCUGGCAUUGCAAGUAACAUUUAAAACAUUUAAAUUUCCAUCUGUAUUUGUAUGACAUGUUACUUAAGCCUAGUUAUUAUUAGGUACGUUGAUGAAAGUACACUACUAGCUGUCUGGUGUUAAGCUGCUUUAAUAUACUGCCUGUCUUAUUUGCAUGACUGUGACAUAGUAAAUGUUAAUACAAUAGGUGCCCAAGAUGUGAUAAUGCUGUAUAACACAGAAUGUAGUUUAAAUGUGUAAGUGUCUGUAUGUUGGAUUUAAAGAUUGUUUCCCUCUUAUGUGCCCAAUAUUUUAAAUUAUUGUAUGUUUACAAAAAAUAAGAGUUCUGAGGAAUUGAUUUAAUAUACUGUGCUUCUGCAUGAUGGUAGAAAAAAAUCUAAAUUUUUAGAUGGUUCUAAUAUUGUUCUCACUGCAAGACUUUUGAAGAUCAUUAAUGCCUUGGCUGAAUUUGAUUUCUAAGCAGAGUCAGCGAAACAGGUCUUUGGUGCAGUGAGUAUGUGGCAGGCUUGCGUAAUACCAAUCUGAUUUGAAUUUGGGAUAGCAGGGAUUUGGCCCAAAAUUGGAAUGUCGUGUUGCUUAAGGAACCUGCUGAAUGUUUGCCUUUGCUGUACGACCUUAACCAGUAAUGCUAACGCUCUCUUUCUCAAUACCAUAUUAAGGCACACUGGUUGAAAAGUUAAAACUUCAGAAAACAUGGAGUGGAUUUGCUUUGUUCUCAGAGUCUAGCUCCUGGUGCCUAACAAACAAGUGUCCUUGGCUGAUGCAUUUAGAUGCAGCUGAGGUGAUGAUGGUCUGUUGCACCUGCAAGCUUUCCUAAAUGUAAUCUUUUCGGUGUUUCCCACUGAUCCAGUGCCUGUUGUCUUAGUGGUGCAGUGUAUUCUAAUAUUCUUACAGUAAACUAUAUGUAAUACUUCAGAAGGUUCACACCCUUCAGAAGAACAUUUUCUGCCCAGAAGAGUUUACACCUCUCUUUUCUUUAACACCUUGUUUCUAGUAUCUUGUUAUUCUUAUUAGUGGGCACUCACAUGUCAUUUGCAGCCCUUUAGGGUUUUAAUUUGUAACAGUAGGUAGGAGGAGUGUGAAUUAAAGCCACCGAACUUUACUUCUGUGCAAUAGAUGUCUCCUAACUUUGAAAUACCUGAACAUUAAGAUCUUUCCAGAGUUAAUACUGUCUAUGUGUUCUGAUUUGUAGUUAAUUUAUGUAACUGUACUUAACUGUGACAUGUAAUUUUAAAGUACCAAUAUGAACUGUUGCUAAAAAGGAUUAAUAAACAGAAUAAAUGCUAAUUUUGGAAUGAUCUUCCAGCGCAAUGGAAUAGUUCUUGGGGGGGUGGUGUGGGGUGGUGUAACCCUGGAUAGCCCUUUGCUUGCUCUUCACCCUCGAUGUCAGAGGGAUGGGAGAGCAAAUAGGAGUAGGAGAAAUGAGAAAUCUCAUGGCUCGAGAUAAAGACAGUUUAAUAAAUGAAGGAAAGAGGAAAAAAAAAAAAACAAAACAAGGUGCAAAGUUUAUCACUCAUGGCUUCUCCCCAGCAGGCCAGUAGCAACAGCUGCCCCCCCUUCCCCAAACCAAACAAAACCCUCUCCUCAGCUUUUAUUGCAGAUCUUGACAUUCUGUGGCAUGGAAUAACCCUGCUAGUCUCUUGGUGCCAGGUGUGCAGGUUGUGCCCCCUCCCAGCUUUUUGCCCACUGGAGGGGCAGAGCAGGAAAAAGAGGUGGCCUUGAUGCUGUGCAAGCACUCACUGCUCAGCAGUGACCAGAACACUGGUGUGUUAUUAAUGCUGUUUCAGUCACAAAUGCAAAAUGUGGCACCAUAGGGGCUGCUCUGAAGGAAUUUUAUCUCUGUCCGAGCCAGACUCAGUAAGUUGUCAAAUGUACACAGAAGCACAAAGGUCAGCUUUGUAUCUUACAUUUGAGAAGGGUCACAUGAAUGACAGUGAAACUGGAAAGGUAAAAAUCAGGGUAUAGCUAACUCCCAAGCUUUUGCUGAUGAGCACAAUGGGGAAUUCAACUUGACAGCAGCAGACAGGCCUCAAACCAUCUCAAACCACAAAGCAUUAAACAGAACCGUAUAAUUACUGAGAUGAAUGCUCAGUAACUCAUUAGUGUUUUUCAGCACAGAACUGUGUUCCAUUUUCCUUUUGUAUUUACAAGCAUUCUUGGACUCUUCAGAUAAUUUUUUUAAUUAGGCUAAGAAAUAUUUUCUGAAAAGCCUAUCCUAAUGCUUUGAAUACAUUUCAGAAUUACUGGCUAGCCCCUGGAAGAGGCAGUGGGCAGACCCCAUUAACUAUGUCACCCUCUUCUACAGUAGCAUUACAGCAUCAUUUCAAAAUUUCCAAAAUCACCUGUAGAACCUUCCACUGAGCAAAGAUCAAUAAAAUACUCUUGGAGGGUGAACUCAGGAGCUCUUUCUCUCCAAGAGCCUGGAGAAGCAAAGGAAAGUUGCUUAGCCACUGCCCCUGGCUCUGUGGUUCUUUGAUCCAGUAUUAGCAGUCCUGAGAAAAGCUGCUUUUUUGACUACAUGUUUAAGAAUGACAAAGCUUUAUUUGUACUCUUUUGUUCAAUUGUUUUACAUAAACUCCCAACCUAAUGUGAACCCAGAGCAUAAUGCUUUUAUGCUGAAGUACUAACUGCCCUCUCUGGAGGGACGGAACACAUAUACAUACAAUGGUGUUAAAUGGACAAUGAGAAAAAGUUUAGUCUUUUGACUAAGGACAGCAUUUUCAAUGUGAUUAAACUGGUAAUAGCGCCCCAAGCUAUUCUGAAGUCUUCUUAAUUGUGAGUUGCAAAUAAAAGCACAAAAAUGGGAGAAAAACAGUGAAAACUCCAUUUGAAAUCUGAAAAACUUGGAAACAAUAAAAUGCUGUGUUAAACCUUGCUUGUUAUUUUAAACUGACGUGCAACAUUUAUUGAAGUGCUGAAAGUGCUUUCAGUGUUUGAUGAGACAAAACACAGAUAGUCCCUGUACAGUGUACAGUCCAAAAGAGAUGCAGAAUUCACAGGCUUCAAGUGGAAGAAGAGGAAAGACCACCGAGGGGGCUUGCCUCAAAGAAGUGAAAUUUAGGAACGAUUUGAAGAGCUGCAACUUAGCCAGGCAAUAACACCUUUUAGAAGGUCAGUUUACUUACUAUUCCAAUACUAUUCCAUUACUCUAAUGCUAAAAAACCCUCACAUGCUACAAUUUUUGUAAAAGUAAUUUAAUAAAUUCUAUUCCAUUCACUCUAAUGGGAGCCUGCUGAAAAAAAAGUUGCCUGUUGGAAAGUUUAAAUUCCUGUUUCAUCUGUAGAAGCUAAUCUAUUCUCCACGUCACAAAUGAGGAAGAAGAAUUUUGUAAAACUUGUAAACUAGUAGCUAAACUGAAUCACGUGUGUUAGAUAUGACACAUUUGUGACUAUACAGGCUUCAGAAGUAAUUUUUUUAUUCUGGAGUGUACCAGUGGACAAGCUGACCAGUUGUAUUCUCUAUCUUUUAGACCUGUUUUGAAAUACUGGCUAUUGCUGCAAGCAGGAGAUUGGAUUUGUCAAUCUGCAUGCUGAUCCAGUUUGGCAAGCUUGGUGUUUAUAGCCACUGCAUGGGCCCAUAGAUUUCAGUCACUCUUUAGGAGGAUGCUCAUCUAAAGCUGGCAGGUGGGAAACUUUGUUUAAUUAUUUAAAAAAAUUAUCUCUAAAUAAUAUUUUUUAUAAUAAUUCUUGGUUUUAUUCAAAACAUCAUAGUAGGGCAAGCUUUUUUUAGUUGCUUACCUAAUGGUAAGACUGUUUCAUUAGGGCUUACUCUGCUUCUGUCUGUUUUGAUCAGAGGUGUGCAUAAAGCUCUUGUAGGAGUGCUCAAGUGAUAUUUAAACCAAGCAGCAGCAGGAGAGAGUGCAGCAGAGGCCAUGUAACAUCUAACACUAACUACUUACGUGGCAGUGGAAGCCUGGAUCCCUGACAUUUAAUUAUUUGAGCCAACCUUAAUUAAGAACUAGUUAGUUUACAUGAGCUGGACUUGGAUCUCGGCAUGCUCAGGCUACACACUGCCCCAACUGUGUGUCUUUAUUAUUUGUACAGUGUACAUUGUACAAAAGUAAUGUAUUUUUUUUUUUUUAUACUACCAUCCUGUUAACCAGCUGGCAACACUUGAACAGCCUGAUACUGCUUCCUGCAAGCUAUGAACUAAUGCUACAGCAGAACUGACUGGAUUUCAAAAUUACUGGAAUUAAACAAACUGCAUUCCAUAGCUGUAUUAUAAAAAGCUUGAUUCUCUUCAAAAUCAAAAUGUAUGUACAGGCUUUAUCCAAUGGGAGCUGAAAUCCACUGAGGUGUCUGUGUUCAUACCACUUUGGCAAGAAAUGCUUUUCCAAAACACAAAGCAUUUUAAAUGUGUUAAGAUCACAAAUUAUAUAUCUUUCUCCAGCUGCAAGACAGAUUUGUUUAGGAAGGAGAAGUGGGUCUGAAAGCUAAGGGAACACACAGAAGCGGUGCUUGGUGCAGCACCUACUCCCCAGUUUCCAAUGUG
Messenger RNA from Athene cunicularia (burrowing owl), 5310 nucleotides. It is a transcript of the gene HINT3, whose product is annotated as histidine triad nucleotide binding protein 3. The transcript has 5 exons. The coding region runs from base 1 to 369 and encodes 122 amino acids. Gene Ontology annotation, molecular function: catalytic activity. The record is from RefSeq and is a predicted model, not a curated record. Lineage: Eukaryota; Metazoa; Chordata; Aves; Strigiformes; Strigidae.